CAGGAGAAAAGCGGACGGAGCAGCUCUAGUCAGGAAGGGAGUAGGCACCCGUUGCAACAGCACUUCGGAGCAGCAGUCUUCUGCCAAUCCGCAACGAAACAUGGAUGAACUGCUUUUUACGGAGUAUCUGACUAUGUGGCUGUAAGAAUGCGUCCACCGCAUACCUCCCGUUGCUUUCUUCGGUUUCUUUUGCUCUGCAAUGCAUGGUGGACACUGGUGAAAUCACUACCGACCCAAGGAGCAGUUGAGGUGCUGAUUAAAGUGCAGGUUAUUGACAACAGUGACCUGUCACCCAUAGAGGAAGCCACAGUUCAGGUGUGUGGGAACCAGACCAUCUUAGCAUCCAGCCUGGCAGGAGGAGAUGGGAUUGUUACACUUACCUUCCUGUAUCGGCCAGGAACUUGGGUCAUCGUCAUGGCAUCAAAAAAUGGAUUUGUUACAAACUCAGCACCCUGGCAUGCCAGUCGCAUCCCCCUAUAUGCCUCCAUAAGUCUGUACCUACUUCCCCAGAGACCAGCCACUGUCCUGCUUUAUGAUGAUGUGGUGCAGUUACUGUUGGGCUCUCCAGGCUCCCGGAGACAGCCUUGGGUACAGCUUCAGAGGAGAGCCAUCUGGCCAACCCUAAACACCUCCCAAAUAACGCUGUCUGCCUUGCUUACCUCCUCCCGCAGUCAGUAUGAGCUCGGGGGCUUCCCCUACCCCCUCGCUCUGGAGAACAGCUCAGCAGGGUCCAACAGUAGCUGGUUGGAGCUGACAGCACUAGCUGCAAUGUGUGCUCAGCUCACUGGGCCCAAUGGCACAGAGGUCCAGGUAUCAGAACCCAUCCACAUCACCAUCCCACUCCCUUCUGACACUCCUCUCAAGACAGCCACCAGCGUCCCAAUCUGGAGGUUCGAGGACAAGUCGGGUCUGUGGGUCAGAAACGGUGCUGGCUACAUUAAAAAAGAGGGCAUUCAGAUGAUGUGGAGUUUCGUGGCUCCAAAUUUAGGAUACUGGCUUGCAGCAUUUCCCUCAACCUCAGGAACAGGACUCAAUCCCUCCGGUCUGAGAGACAUUACUACCUACCACACCAUCUUUCUGCUUGCCAUUCUGGGAGCAAUGGCCCUGCUAGUGCUCAUUCUGCUGUGUUUGCUACUGUACUACUGCAGGAGGCGUUGUUUGAAACCUCGGCAACAAUGCCGUAAAAUGCACCAUUCCUCCACUCUUGAGAGCUCAAAGAGAGACCAAGGCACGUCCACCUCCCACCUCAAUCUAAUCAGCAGCGGACACAUGGAGACAGCCUCCUCCACCGGCGACCCUGAUGGCAUCAAAUCUGACCUUUCCUCCAACCACGAUCUCUACAACACCAGAGAUGACUUCUUCAGACACGGCCCCACCCAGAGUCAGCGCAACUCAAGCACGAAUGCCGACACAAAUCGAGGAGAAAGCUUCCCAUUGAAAGCCACUCGAUCUACAAACACAGGAAUUCUGGACCCGCUCCUGCAAGAUGACUAUACCAGAGGGUACAGCUCUGCCGAGGACUCUGAAGAACGCAGAUACCAGUACCAUAAUGCAAAAGACAACCAAGGCUAUUCAUCAGACCCACCGUCACCACCUCCACUUUUACCACCAUUUGCUGGCCACUAUCAGGAUCAUGGUCGGGACAGCAAGCCUCCAGAAUAUUAUGCAUCAGCAGGGUAUAACCUUAAUCGGCCCAGUUCCAUCAAUACCCAGCCUGGUCAGCUGAUCUUCUGUCACUCAGUGGAGCAGAUGAAGGAGAGCAUGUACCAGAGCAUGGUGCCCACAUUGGUCAUCCCUGCCCAUUACAUGCAUCUGUCCUCCGACCUGUCAGCUGUGGAGAAGGCCAUGGAAAGGCAGCAACAGAUGCAGCAUGAUAUGGAGGGCAUCCAGGUUAGCUUGACGCUACCAAGGCAACAGAGUCAACAUCAAAAGCAACAACAGCAGCAGGCCAAGCAGGAUAAGGAAGAGGAAGUGUCCAGCCAGCAAGAAGAAGGAACAUCUGAGCAGAACUGGAGUUCAGAACAAACUGCUGCCCCAGUCCGUAUUCCUGUUCUAUUCAAUGACUCCACCAUUGCCCAAAUGAAUGGAGAGCUGCAAGCUAUGACGGAGAAGAAGUUGCUGGAGCUCGGGGUAAAGCCACACCCUCGUGCCUGGUUUGUACCCCUUGACGGUCGUUCAAACUCUCUUGUUAGACACUCGUACAUUGAGUUGAGCAAUGAAGCCUUGCGUGCACCCACAGGCACCAGCAAUCUUUCCCAGAAUCGCCAUGCUGAAACACAUCCCAUGUGUUCAGGGAAAUAUAUUCAGCGGAAAGUAAAAGAAAGCAAGGUAAAGGAGGGAGGUGAAAGAAAGGCUCAUGGAAAGAUUUAUUCCAAGCUUCCAGUUAUAGAAACACCAGACUCAAACAGCGAGAGCCAUUCAGCCAUGUACUCACCUGAGCAGAACUCCACAGCUCCAUUCCUUGAUGAGACUUCUGUGUCCAGAGGAGGGACUUUCCCCCGUAAAGGCCGUAGUCGUGACAGCAGCACUCGUAGUAGCACCAGCGAAGUCCACAGAGACUCUGUCACCAGCCCUGACGAUGACAAUGAAGCCGACGACAAAGAUGACGAUGGAGAGAAUAAAAAGAGCCCCUGGCAAAAGCGCGAAGAGAGGCCCCUCAUGGUUUUCAAUGUCAAGUAGCUCAUGCACUAUCCUGGACUGGUUAUUUCGUCAUCUUGGCUACACCCUUGCUCCUCAUAGAUGCUUACCGACUUACCUGAGUUGAAGCUAGAAGAUGUAGGGCUGGAAAGGAGUUGAAUGAAAAGCAGAAAAAGCACAAUAAGAGAAAUGGCACUUAAUUGAGUGAUAUGCAUCUGUUCAUGAAGAUCAAGUCUAGGUACCAAGAAUUUGCACUGAACGCCAGUUGUUAAGCAUCUAAUAAAUCCUCACACCCUCUUAGAUGUCCUCCAGAUGGUUUAGACUCUCACUAUGUAGAAAGUGAUAUCUGAUUAAAUUCAGGCACCAGUUCAUAAGGCCAAAGGGAGCUGUAACUUUAAAUACUCUCUUUCCUCAAGAUGUUGUCUCGCUUUCCUUAAGUGACACCUAAUUUUUAUAAGAAUGACCAUGAGCCAUUUUAAACUGACAUUGGGACGCAAUCCACAAGCCUUAAAGAGCUCUUUCCUUUUCAAAAUAAGAAAUAUUACUUUAGAUGUUUCACAUUGUAAGGUUUGAAUGAUUUUAUCAGCUUAGAUUACUUUUAUUGUGGUGGAAUUACUCAAAAUGUUAAGUUUGUUUAUGACUAAGUAGAGCUGGACCAUUGAGAUGUGUGAGAAAAAGACAGUGACAUUUUUGCUGUGUUUUCUCCAAAUGUGACACUGUAUUUUGUACUGUUGGUUGAAGUUCCCCUUUUGUACUGCUCUAAAACCUGUUGCUGUAUCUUUUGAUGUGUAAGGAGACUGUUUAUGUUGGGAAAGCUGCUUGGUUGUUAAUAAAAGGCUCGGCUUCAUUGCAGAAAAAGCCUUUCCUGUUGGUCAGUGCAGCAAUAGGAAUUGUUUUGAGGGACUUGACCAAGGUUCUCACCUUGGACGCCUGUGAAAAUAUGUUUUCGCACUAAUCUUUGCUGCAAUGAGUAUCAGAACUUUUGCCAUAAAUCAGAACCACUGCAACUCUGCUCUGUUAACUGAGGAAGUAAAACUUUUUUCUAUGAACUUUUUUUGUGGUGUGACUGAAGAUGCAGAUUGUGCUUGAAAUGGAUGUUUUUUGGUAAAAAAAACAUUUACCAAGUAUUUUUUAAACAUGUUUAUGUAUUGCUUAAGCGCUCUUACUAAACUCUGUAAACCACUUAUUUGUAAAUAACACCUUAGUUAAUUUACACUCUCA
Molecule: messenger RNA, 3858 nt
Organism: Myxocyprinus asiaticus (Chinese sucker)
Lineage: Eukaryota; Metazoa; Chordata; Actinopteri; Cypriniformes; Catostomidae
Product: protein FAM171A2-like
Exons: 8
Coding region: 148-2679 (843 amino acids)
Source: RefSeq, a predicted model, not a curated record